GACAAGGGGGGCGGGGCCACCUGUCAAAUUAAGUUUGAUGAAAGGUGGUAUAUCCUUUCUCUCUGAUGCUCACUCACUCUGUAACAGUCGAGAGUUUGAAGGCAGAAGUUAACUAGAGCUACUUUAAUGCUUUGGAUUAACAGAAACACACAAUAGAUGACCAGAUCUCAAGAUGAACAGAGAAAGGAGAAAAAUGGAAAUUCAGAGGAGGGUUGGAGACAGAGGACAGUGGGCCAGUAAAACAGAAUAUAUUCUGGUUGUUGCAGGAAAUGUGGUUGGCCUGGGCAAUGUGUGGAGAUUUCCUUAUCUCUGUUAUAAGUAUGGUGGAGGUGCCUUUCUGAUUCCAUAUUGUCUGUUUGCUGUGGUUUGUGGGAUACCUCUGUUCCUACUGGAGACUGCAAGUGGUCAGUACACCCAGGAAGGAUUCAUCACCUGCUGGAGGAAAUUGUGUCCACUGGCACAAGAAAUUGGAUACGGAUAUUUCAUGAUGAAACUUUAUGACUUUAGCUACAUUAUAAUCCAAGUCUGGGCCGUCUUCUAUCUGGUGUUC
This is a messenger RNA of Monopterus albus (swamp eel), 550 nucleotides long. RefSeq names its product sodium- and chloride-dependent betaine transporter-like. The record is from RefSeq and is a predicted model, not a curated record. Lineage: Eukaryota; Metazoa; Chordata; Actinopteri; Synbranchiformes; Synbranchidae. Gene Ontology annotation, cellular component: cell projection; plasma membrane. Gene Ontology annotation, biological process: nitrogen compound transport; sodium ion transmembrane transport; amino acid transport. Gene Ontology annotation, molecular function: gamma-aminobutyric acid:sodium:chloride symporter activity. The transcript is spliced from 3 exons. The annotation marks the transcript as partial.